AUGCUUCAUCAAGAUGCUGCUCAUCACUUUCGCCUUCUCACCUCAUGUCUCGACACUAUACUUCAUGUUGAACAUAAAACCAUCUUGGAGGAGAUGCGUUCAGAUUAUCACCUCUCCAAUUCACCACAAACUCUUGUAACCAAUCAACACACUUCAGACUAUGCCAAUAAUGGGAACGUGAAUGUCUAUCAGGAGGACAUGCAGCAGCUUCAAUCACAAAACUCCAUGCUUUCUGAUUAUGCUCUCAACCUUGGGACUCUUUUGCGUUCUCUCGACCCUACUCCCAACAAUGAUUAUCACAGGGCCCCCAGAGUUACCAUUGCUACUCGUUUCCAACGUUCUUUCAUGCAACUUCUUUCCGAUGCACAAUUCGAAGAACUAUCAGCUCGAGAUCUAAUGUUGACAUCUGCAUUGAAUACAGACUAUCUCCUCACCUUACCAAUAUAUGUUGAUUGGGAGAAAGCAUAUCGGUCUAAUGCCAUAAUAUUUAGGCGGGGUUAUGCAACUGAGAAGCAGAAUGGCCUAUUAAUUGUUGAAAAACUGGAUUACUUACAGUCCAAGCUUCUAGAAACAAUCUUCUCUCUUAUAUCAAAACCACUUGCAAAACUUGCCACCAGGAUCAACGAGCUUUAUGAAAAUUUCAGUCAGAAACAUGAAGUGCACAGUUGGACAGAAAGAUUUAGGCUUUGGCUAAAGGAACUGUCAGUAUUUAAAAAGUCACUGCUCCACAAUGACAAUGCUUUGGAUGAGCAAAUAGGUGUAAACCAAGUACCAAAUAAAGAACUCCCUAUUUGGCUGGCAGCUCAGAGGGCAGUAGCUCGAUAUGAAGGGAUUUUGUCACCUGUUGGUCCUCGUGAAAGGCUCUUGAGAAGAUUGCUUUCUUGGAUUGGACUCAUUCCCCUUAAAUCAGAAACAUCUUUUCAGGUUGAAAAUGAUGGUGAAUCUCCUGAACCUUAUCUAAGGCCUACUUUUUUAUCAAGGAUAUCACUCAGUGAUACAUGGAGACCUGCAACAAGGAAGUACUGCGGAAAUGAUCCUUGGAAAAUGUUAAAAACUUCCAUUUCCAUACUUUUCUCAAAAUCAGUCCUGCAGGAACCAGCCUUUGAGGAAUUAAUUCUAUUGUAUACUGAGGAAAAUAGUAAGUCAAACCAAUAUUGCAAACCUGUUUACAUUACAUAUUCAAUAUCAUUCAUAGCAGACCAAAGAGAAUGCAGCCACAAGCAAGGAAAAUAA
This is a messenger RNA of Lathyrus oleraceus (garden pea), 1233 nucleotides long. RefSeq lists its product as uncharacterized. The transcript has a single exon. The record is from RefSeq and is a predicted model, not a curated record. The coding region runs from base 1 to 1233 and encodes 410 amino acids. NCBI's taxonomy places the organism in Eukaryota, Viridiplantae, Streptophyta, Magnoliopsida, Fabales, Fabaceae.